AUGGUCAAAAAAGGCAAGGGAAAGGCCAGUGGUGGUAUAGAUCUCUCAGAUCCCAUGCCAUCUGGCUCAUCGAAAGACCAAACUAAGGGCAAGAAGGCCCAAAAAGGCGGCACUUCUACUCCUGAAGCGCCGCCCGCCUCAGGUCCCCCCAAACCUACGGUCAAGCAACUUAUUGGCGGUUCUUCAUGGACGGGAAAGCUGCCUGUCAAUCUACUUAGCGAGUAUUGUCAGAAGCAACGCUGGGAGAGGCCCGACUAUGAUACCAGAAAGACCCCCGAGGGGUUCUCUGUAUGGGUUACCAUGAGUGCCAAGGAUCCCAAGACACAGCAGAUCACCAAACUCGACCCUUUUAAGAUUCCAGCAACACACAAACAUUUGAUUAUGCGACCCACAGCCAUAGAAGCCAAGCAUGCUGCGGCUACAUAUGCGCUCUUCAGAGUCUGUAGCAUGCAGAACAAGCACACAGUGCUUCCACCGGAACAUAAAUCGCUAUGGAAAGAUUUCCAGGCCCUCAAAACACAAGAUCUCAAAGAAGGGAAGGCCUGGAUGUAUGAGCCAGACCCAUUCAAGGCACUCCAGGAGAGACAGGAGGCCAAGGCUGUUGCAGAUAAAAAGAGGAAGGAAAUCGAGGCUGCCAAAGCCAAGGCCGCCGCUAUGCCUGGCGCGGCUGGUCUGGUCCUCAUGAGUAACACAGGUAAAGGAGAUGGCCGAUCGUCAAAUAUCAUGAAAGGGUGGAGCACAGCACCCAAGGUCGAGAUGGGCAAGAAGACAAGAGCUCAGUUGGAAACUCUACUACGAACCGGCGUCAAGUGGAACCCAAAUGAUGUUCAGAUGUCGAAACCCCAAAAAGAGGCCAUCAUUGCUGAGCUCAGCAGACUCAGCUUUCGCAGAAGCCAUGUUGAAGAGGCAGUAGAAUAUUGCAAGGACCGGGAAGAGACACUCGAGUGGCUACUCAUUCACGUUCCCGAAGACGAUCUCCCUAGGUGGGCUUUGCCAGAGAGCUAUGCUGCUGGAGUCUCAGUCGGUGCAACAAAUCUGAGACGAGAAGGCAUCAUCAAGCGACUCGCCCAAGCAGGCUACUCUCUCGAACUAACGACAAGGGUGUUGGAUGAGCAAGGGAUCGACGAAGACAAGGCCGCCGAGACGUUGCAGAAUUUACUUUUCUCAAGCGAGUCCAAGACUUCUGACGAUGCUGACUUCUUAGAUCUCGGUUCACCAGAAGAACAAUGGGAGGAAGAGGUUGGGAGCCUGGAAGCAAUUUACGGAGACGGGUUUGAGCGCGAAGGUGAUAAUGUCAUUCGUAUCAAACUGGAUUCCGUCAAGAAUGGACAACAGCUUGUUGACGCAUCGCUUCAAAUCCGACGCCCGGCUACCUAUCCUGCAAAUUUGAUUCUUUCCAUCGUGGCCAACAUCCCGUCUUAUAUCAAGCUCAGUAUUAUCCGAAAGGCGCUCGAGUACAUUGAUGAGUCCUUGCGUGACGAGCCCAUGAAAAUCUACUUAGCUAUGGAUUGGAUUCAACAAAACAUCAACAGCAUUAUCGAAGAUCCUGGAAAGCUUGUUGACAUUUCCGCGGUUUCUUCAGCUGCCGCCGAAUACAAACCAAUUGCAGCCGUUGCGCAGAAAAGGCGGCCAACCCGUGCGCCCAAGUUGAUAAAAUGGGUCAAGGACGAAAAGAACCGUGAGCACUGGCUUCGAAGACAGGAGUCAACCUCUUUGAAGAACAUGAUUAGCAAGCGCCAGAACCUUCCUGCGUGGCAGAUGCGCGAGGCUAUCAUUGGCACCGUCCGGAGCAAUCACGUAACUAUCAUCAGUGGAGAAACAGGUUCAGGUAAAUCUACCCAGUCCAUGCAAUUCAUCCUGGAUGAUUUGUAUGCCCAAGGGCUAGGUGGUUGUGCGAACAUGAUUGUCACCCAACCGCGCCGAAUCUCGGCACUUGGACUUGCGGACCGAGUGGCUGAAGAGCGAUGCUCACGAGUUGGCGAGGAAGUUGGAUACGCAAUCCGUGGCGAGUCUAAGAGAUCCAAGGAUACCAGGAUCACAUUUGUAACGACUGGUGUUCUUCUCAGACGAUUGCAGACCUCGGGAGGCCGAGUUGAAGAUGUGGUGGCGUCUCUGGCAGAUGUCAGCCAUGUCGUGAUUGAUGAGGUACAUGAGCGAAGUCUGGACACAGAUUUCUUACUCAACCUCAUUCGUGAAGUCAUGAAAUCAAAGAGGGAUAUGCUGAAGCUCAUUCUUAUGUCUGCUACACUCGAUGCGGCGACCUUUAAGAACUACUUUGCCUCGGAAGGACUCAGCGUGGGCACUGUCGAGAUUGAAGGUCGAACAUUCCCAGUUGAUGAGUACUAUCUGGACGACGUCAUUCGCAUGACAGCAUACGGCGUUGAGAGUUCUGACACCGAGUUUAUCAGCGGAGAUGCUCUAGGCAAGGUGAUUCAGAAGCUGGGUCAUCGUAUCAACUACAACCUCUUGGUUGAGACUGUCAAAGCCAUUGACUUUGAGCUUUCAUACGAGAAGAAGUCUGGUGGCAUUCUCAUCUUCCUCCCAGGUGUUGGUGAGAUUAACCAGGCUUGUCGCGCACUGAAAGUGAUCAAUUCCCUCCAUGUUUUACCACUACAUGCGUCGCUGGAAACACGUGAGCAGAAGCGUGUAUUCUCAAGCCCUCCGCCGGGAAAGCGAAAGGUUGUGGUUGCAACCAACGUUGCAGAAACUUCCAUUACUAUUGAUGAUAUUGUUGUGGUAAUUGAUAGCGGAAAGGUCAAGGAAACUAGCUUUGAUGUUCAAAGCAACAUGCGCAAACUCGAAGAGACAUGGGCAUCACGAGCUGCUUGCAAACAACGACGUGGUCGAGCCGGUCGAGUUCAAGAGGGCAGAUGCUACAAGCUUUUCACGCAAAACCUUGAGCAGCAAAUGCCUGAGCGGCCGGAACCUGAGAUUCGGCGUGUUCCCUUGGAGCAACUUUGUCUGUCUGUUCGUGCUAUGGGAAUCAAGGAUGUUGCUGGGUUCCUCGGCAGAUCUCCUACGCCUCCUGAUGCAACAGCUAUUGACGGCGCCAUGAAGCUCUUACGACGCAUGGGAGCUCUCGAUGGCGAUGAACUCACCGCAAUGGGUCAACAAUUGGCUAUGCUGCCAGCUGAUCUGCGAUGUGGAAAACUGAUGGUGUUCGGUGCUAUUUUCGGCUGUCUGGGUGACUGUGUGACCAUCGCCGCGAUACUGAGCACGAGAAGUCCGUUCAUAUCUCCACAAGAGAAGAGAGACGAAGCAAAGGAGGCCCGUAUGAGAUUUUACAGUGGUGACGGUGAUCUCUUGACCGAUCUUCAGGCUUUCCAGGAAUGGGAUUCCAUGAUGCAAGACCACCUGCCUCAGCGUCAAGUACGAUCAUGGUGCGAGGAGAAUUUCCUCAACUUUCAGACCUUAUCUGAUAUCUCCAAUACGCGUGCGCAGUACUAUACAGCGCUCGGGGAAAUCGGUAUUGUAGCUCCCUCUGAGGCCUCAAGUGAAGCUCAUGGCCGCGGGUCUAGUUCAGAUGGGUCUCAACUGUUGCGAGCACUGGUCGCGGCUGCUUUUACGCCUCAAAUUGCUCGUAUUCAGUAUCCCGACAAGAAAUUUGCCAGUUCUAUGUCUGGGGCUGUAGAGCUGGAUCCUGAGGCCAGGUUGAUCAAGUACUUCAGCCAAGAGAACGGACGAGUGUUUGUUCACCCUAGCAGUACCCUAUUCGGAAGCCAAGGAUUUUCUGGCAACGCUGCUUAUAUGGCAUACUUUAGUCUUAUCUCUACCAGCAAGAUUUUCAUACGAGACCUAACACCCUUCAACGCAUAUACACUCCUCCUCUUUUCAGGCCCUAUCGAACUUGAUACGCUAGGCAGAGGUCUCCUUAUCGAUGGGUGGCUAAGGCUGAGAGGAUGGGCACGCAUUGGUGUUCUGCUAGCGAGGCUAAGAGGCAUGGUAGAUGAGUUGAUUGCAAAGAAGGUUGAGAAUCCUGAGAUGAGUGUCAAGGAUGAUGAAGUUAUUACAUUGGUUAGGAAGAUGAUUGAACUUGAUGGUUUGGAUGCCUAG
This is a messenger RNA of Fusarium coffeatum, 4053 nucleotides long. RefSeq lists its product as uncharacterized. Gene Ontology annotation, cellular component: intracellular anatomical structure. Gene Ontology annotation, molecular function: ATP binding; protein binding; RNA binding. The transcript is spliced from 2 exons. The coding region runs from base 1 to 4053 and encodes 1350 amino acids. NCBI's taxonomy places the organism in Eukaryota, Fungi, Ascomycota, Sordariomycetes, Hypocreales, Nectriaceae. The record is from RefSeq and is a predicted model, not a curated record.